GAACUUAAUGAGCACGUAACGUCGUUGCACUUUGUGUCUGGUGCCCGAAGAUCUCAGCGGCUGCGCCUGUCUGUGGGGUGAUCCCUGCGUUAGUGCCUUGGAAAUGAGGACAUGAGCUCAUUGCGGGUAGGAGCUGGAGGAGCCUGUGUGCGACUCCUGGAAACCCCCGAAUAGAUUCCACCUGCACGCGAAGGGCGAGGCUGCCAUCAGGGCACGGUUACACAGGGUGUGGGUGCCUGGGAGCACAGAACGCAGGUCACUGCUCUCUGAUGCACCUUCUACUUAUCCUGAUUUUCAUCUGCUUCAUCCCCUCCUGGCUUCCGUGCAAAUAAUGGCCUUCCUUUGCUGCCUCCCAGCUGUAUGUCUGAUGUAGAAGGAGGCCUGCUGCUUUGUAAAUAAUGAAGUACCACAAGCAUCGUCUUGCAGCAGCUAUUGAUUUCUUUUCAAAGUGCUUAAUGUUUUCUUUAUUUUUUUUUUUCUUUCCCCAUUGGUUUCAAGAAGGAUUGGAGCUAUGUUGCUUGAGACUAGUGUUCUACUUUAUUUUAAAACAAAAGUGAGUAAAAGUAGGAAAAAGAGUGAAAAUUAUGGGGUUACAUGGAAGUAAUUUGAAUGAAGUGACCUUUAACCAGGGAGUUCGUGGAUGGUGUUACUAUUAGCUGAGACCAGCAGGAGACUGGAUGUUUUAGAGUAAGUAGCACUGCAGUCACCAAGCCAGGAAUUCAGGGAGUGCAAGUACAGUAGCCAGAAGGGUAGGCAGGUUGUAAUUCCUCCCUGUGGAGAAAUUUCCUGGCAGUGUGUUCAGCAGGUUUGGAAAGAGAAAACAAAUUGCUGACUGUAGGAGGACUUCAGAGCUGAGCAGAUGUUUUGGGGUUUUGUUUUUGUUUGGUUAUUGGUGUUUUGGUUUUUUUUUUUUCUUUCUUUUCUAGAAAAAUAUAACUUAUACAUCAAGAUGUAGGUGCUCCUGCUCCCAAGGACUCCAAGAGCAGCUCAGCUGCAUUCUGUAUGCCACUUCUAUGUUUCUAAUUAAUGAUUAAUUGGUACCUCUCAGUUACUUGCCUUAGAGCUCUGCGUGUAUUUCACCAAGACCAGAUAAUAGAUGGUGCAAGUACUUCAUUAUGUCCUGCGUUACUGCAUCUUGGCUUACAGUAAACUGUAUUUUUUCCUCCAUUGGUCUAAGAGCUAGAAUCUAAUUUCUGUGUGUGGAGAAUGUGGGAAGUAAUCCUUACAGGUAGUGCAUCUUUACAGUAUACAAAGGUAAGGAAAAAUGAGUGUGAAGGCUGAAGAAUAGAAUGGGGGAAUCUCCAGUUCAUCCCAGCAAACUGGUUAUUUCUGUACUGGCAAGCAAUCCACGAAUUGUCAUUUUUUUCCCCCUUUCUUUCCUCCUCAGCUCAGUGACAGCACCGUAAAACACAUACUUGCUCCAGUGUGGACAGUAAGCACUGAAGGCUCAGGUCUGCUGUGGACAGUCUGCCACUGGCUUCGGUGAGAGCAGAAUUUGGCUUAAAUCAAAGUGGCAGCCAGCACUCCGCACUCAGGGAAGCAAGGGAUAUUUGUGCUGCAUCCUGUUGUGUCAUCCUGUCUCUUGUUAUGCUCCUGCUCUCCUGAUUCGGAGGACCAGCUGAUGGAUGUACGUUGGUGAGAUGAGACAUGGAUCAACAGAGACGUGACCUCAGUGCAACUAGCUGCCCCCAUCUGUUAAAAGUCUCAUUUCCGAAAGGCUUCGGUGAUUAAUAUUGUUUGGAAAAGAAACAUUGCUGGGGAGGAAUCCAAUGAAUUUAUUAAUGAGCUGGGGUAGCCCUGGUUCCUUGAGAGCACACAGAGUAUUGGAUGCUUGUGGUAAGCCAUGGCAGCUGAUGAUAAGGUUGCCAUUUUAACCGAUGAUGAAGAAGAACAGAAGAGAAAAUAUGUGCUUGCUGAUCCUUUCAAUGGCAUUUCUAAGGAUCAAGACUUGCAUCCCCAGAAUGAAUCCCCUUCAACAGAGACAACCACUGUCCCAGAUGAAGAGCUAGACUGGUUAGAAAAGCACUGCGUCAAAAUCAACAACGAUCUUCUGAUCUCAAAGGUCUUCUAUUUUUUCUUCUAUUCUGCAUAUGGCUCUCUCUACCCCUUGCUCCCUGUAUAUUACAAGCAGCUGGGUAUGUCACCCAGUCAGAGCGGACUUCUGGUGGGCAUCAGGUACUUUAUUGAGUUCUGCAGUGCUCCCUUCUGGGGAGUGGUAGCGGAUCGCUUCAAGAAAGGGAAGAUUGUCCUUCUCUUCUCACUUUUAUGCUGGGUUUUAUUUAACCUAGGGAUUGGAUUUGUUAGACCAGCCACCUUAAGAUGCGUACCAAAGGGCCUUCCCCCAGCACAUCCCACCAAUGCAAGCAGCCUUUUAACUACCAUUUCACAAAACGCCUCCGUGUCAUCUGCACUAACAACCGUGAGUACUGCGUCCCCAAAAGUUCGUGGGAAGAGAGACCUGCUCACUUCCAGGCCAGUCACGUUGGGAGCUACAGGGACUGCUACUCCUGAAGUAACAUUUCUGUUACCUACACGGAGCGGUGAUGUGGAGUUUACCUUGGAAAACAGUACUCAUUUGAUUUUGAAAAACACCACUGUCACCACCUCACUGGGGAACGUGACCCCAAGCACCACCCCAUCUGCCACCACCACCAAGCUGUUACCUUCUGACCAAGCCAUGCUGGUUUAUGAUCAACAAGAAGUAGAAGCCAUCUUCCUGCUCAUUCUGCUGGUUGUCAUCAUAGGAGAAUUUUUCAGUGCUUCCUCUGUCACUAUUGUGGACACGGUGACUCUGCAGUACCUCGGCAAGCACCGGGAUCGGUAUGGCCUGCAGCGUAUGUGGGGGUCUCUGGGCUGGGGGCUGGCCAUGCUCUCUGUGGGAAUCGGCAUCGACUAUACCCAUAUAGAAGUUGCCAUUGAAGGUCAAGGAUGUAAAGCUCCUGAAUACAAGAACUACAGAAUAGUCUUCAUUGUUUUUGGUGUUCUGAUGACAAUGGCAUUAAUUGUGGCCACCCAGUUUCGAUUUCAUUAUACGCACUUCAAGCAAGAUGAAAAUAAGAAAAAAGAGGUGGAAAUACCACAGGUGGACAGAAAUGCCUCCAACGAAUCCUCUGACAACACUCCUACAACCAGUAUGAGCCAAUCACAGUCUUUCAGUUUUUGGGACCUAAUAAAACUGCUGUGUAGUAUCCAGUAUGGCUCGGUGCUCUUUGUGGCGUGGUUCAUGGGCUUUGGGUAUGGCUUUGUGUUCACCUUUCUCUACUGGCACUUGGAAGAUUUGAACGGUACCACCACUCUCUUUGGAGUCUGCUCUGUGCUCAGUCAUGUGUCUGAGCUGACUGCCUACUUCUUCAGCCACAAACUGAUUGAGUUGGUUGGUCAUAUCAGAGUGCUCUAUAUUGGUCUUGCCUGCAAUACUGCCCGCUACAUUUACAUCUCCUAUCUGGAAAACGCUUGGACGGUUCUCCCGAUGGAAGUACUUCAAGGUGUCACGCACGCAGCCAUAUGGGCGGCCUGUAUCUCCUACCUGAGUGCAGCAGUGCCCCCGGAGCUGAGGACGUCGGCCCAGGGCAUCCUGCAGGGCCUGCACCUGGGCCUGGGUAGAGGAUGCGGGGCAAUGGUUGGAGGAGUUUUGGUCAACUACUUUGGUCCUGCUGCCACAUUCAGAGGAAUAGGAAUGGCUUGUUUAGUGAUUCUUCUUCUGUUCGCACUGAUCCAGUGGCUGUUGGUUCCUGAUGAAGAAGAAGAAAAAACAAUGCUGGCAGAAAGGAUCCCAGUGCCUUCCAGUCCUGUUCCCAUAGCAACUAUUGACCUUGUACAACAGCAGUCAGAAGAUGUCAUGCCUCGGACUGAGCCCAGGCUGCCUCUGAAGAAAACGAAACACCAGGAGGAACAGGAGGAUGUGAACAAGCCUGCCUGGGGUGUCAGCUCUUCUCCUUGGGUCACCUUAGCUUAUGCUAUCUACCAGAUAAAGGAGAUGGUUAAGCUAUCCAAAACCUAUCCUAUGCCUGAGAAUCAGCCAUUGCAGAAAAUCAAUGAGAAUUGCAAUACGUUGGCCAGCUCGGAAAGGCAACCGACAGAUUCUGGGCAGUCCAGAAAUUGUUCGACACCAACAGCACCAUCAGAUUCCCAAGUUGAUGGUGACCGCCUGGCAUCGGACCGUGAUGCUCAGCCUGCCGCCGCGGGGCCCUGAGAUGCUCUCAUCUUAUCAAAUCCAGUGCAUGGAAUUCUGCUUCUCACCUGGGAAACGCUGGAGUAGGAGCUCAAAAGUAGGACUUCCUUCAUCUUAACGAGCAUAAUGUGAUGCAGUGCAAGUGCUUUUAACUAUAUAAAAAACAAUAUUCACAUGACUACACAGAGCAACACGAGCAGGGAAGCCAAAAGAUUGGAAUGCUGGAGGGAAGUGAUGUGGUCGGAUCUAAAUGUAGGAAGAAUUCUUGGCUGCUUUGCUAAGGCUUAGUCAAGUGCUAUGAGAUUUCUUUGCAAUCUGUAGAAAAAGGAGAGUUUGCUCAUCGCUUGCUGAGGCCAGAGUGCCUGACUUGGUCAGCUAUUUAUUUUUUGUUUUUCAAUUUCUUCAUGAAUCAAAAUGAAAAGACUUUUUAAGAGAGAAACCGAGGUUUCCCUGCUUAGCGUAUUAAAGAUAUUGGAUCCAAUACAUAUAGAAGCAGUGUAGAACUGUAAAGAUUUCUCAGAAGCAGAAUAGCUUUUAGCAAGCGUAGCUUCAUAUUAUGGUGAUGGAAUAAAUAAAACAUAUUCAAAGAAUAUGUUUUUCAAAGCUAAUGUUAUCUUGUUUGACAUGACAGUUUAGUUCUGUAAAGGAGAGAUUUUGAAGUGGCAUUUUAGUGAAGCAGAAGAGCUAGAAGAAGGCUUUUAGAGUGCUUGCAGCCCUUCUUUUGGGCGCUGUGUGUGUGUGUGUGUGUGUGUGUGUGUGUGUGUUUGGGUAACUUUAGGUUUGACGUUGUAUUGAGACAACAACCAUCUUUGAUCAAGAUUGCACAACCUGAGAUUGAUUGAGGUUUCAGUGGGCACACUGGUUUUCUUUUUUAUUAUUUAUUUCAUCAUCUGUACAAUGGUUUAUUUAAUGAAGUGUAGUUACUGUGCUUAUUUAUUAAGAAGACAGCAAGCUUUAAGUGCCUGGGGAAGGGGGGACGGGCGGGGAGAAUCACCUAAUAAUCAUAAUGAUUAGAAUUUCAGGGGCAAAGUUGUUGAUGCAGAAAUCAAGUAGAGAGAUUCUCAGGACGAAGCGUACGUAACUAAAUUGCAGGAAUUUACUUUGCCCGUUGUUGAGACACUGGAAGACUCUGGAUUGUUCUGUCAUACUGUUCACUAAUAGCCACAGCCAGCUUCCUGGCUGGUGUGUGGUGAAAGCUGCUGCUGAAGGGAGAUCCUUGGGCUCGAGGAGGAGCCAGGUGUUCAGUCAGGAUAGUGUUCUGGCCCCUUGGCUUACACCCACAGCUUGUUGUUGGGAGAUUCUGAGCACUCAGCUUCUGCAGGACUCGAGUAGGUACUGCUCAGCCCUCUGUGAAGAUGUCAGUGUCAGCCUUCCAAGGGAUGGUGCGUGCUCCUGGACCGUGUGGCCUGCGCAGCGAUGCAGGGGCAAGCAGCAUGGGGUUAGGGGAGAGGAGGAUGGCAGCAGCUGAGCAGGAAAAGGGCAUACACAGCUUCAUCUGCUUUGACAUCCACUUAGCUGAGGGGUCUCCUGUAGCUGUGCUUUAGCUGUGCUUUUAGAACAACCUGUGUUCUGCUUGGGACCAACACCAUAGAAAAUGAACAUCGAUGACUAGCCACUAAUUACUUUUUUUGCACUUGAACUUACAUGUACUGUACUCACGUAAAUCCUCAUGACUUGUCUAAGUGUCCUUUAAAAUCAGAGAUGUAUUUAUUGUAUGUUUGUAUAACUUGGGGGAGAACUAAAGGACUGAACAGGCGACAGGACAGAAGGAUGCUAAAAACCAUCUUGAGACAAAGCAACCAUUUGUUGAGUUCAUGCUGUACGGUGUUACCUCAGCUUCUACUGCAUAGCACCUGGAUUGUGAGGUGAAGAGCUUGUACACUGUGUUUACACUUUGGAAUUGUUUCUUUGAAAUGCCUGCUCUUUUUGGAAUUGUAUAGUUGUUCUGUGUUGCAAAAUGGACAUGUACACUGGGUUUUGAUAUUUGUGAAACUGUAAAAACUGUGGUAAGAAAUAUAAAAUACCCAUAAUGUA
Messenger RNA from Centrocercus urophasianus (Greater sage-grouse), 6205 nucleotides. It is a transcript of the gene MFSD6, whose product is annotated as major facilitator superfamily domain containing 6. Gene Ontology annotation, cellular component: plasma membrane. The transcript has 10 exons. Bases 1844 to 4192 code for a protein of 782 amino acids. Lineage: Eukaryota; Metazoa; Chordata; Aves; Galliformes; Phasianidae. The record is from RefSeq and is a predicted model, not a curated record. Gene Ontology annotation, biological process: antigen processing and presentation of exogenous peptide antigen via MHC class I.